GCUGUCAAGUUAUUCUAAAAAAGAAAAUUAGAAGUAAUGAGCGUGGAUGCGUUGGGAAGCCCCGUGAUGGACCCUGCGUUUUCCAAGCGGAGCACGGCGCUGAGAUUAGUUGACUUGGCAGGGGCUCACCACCAUCACCAUCAUCAUCACCACCAUACCCCUCAGAGCGUGACAGGCUUCCCGGGGUUCGGCGGGCACGCACACUCAAUGGCUCACUCGCACCCUGGGGAGAUCACGGCGGAACCCCGCCUGGGGCCGAGUCCAUUCGGGCCAGAACCCAUGGGGCACUCGGCGGCCCUCAAAAUCAGCCCAGCCCAUCAUUAUCCCCACCAUCACCACCACCAUCACAAUCAUCAAAUCGCAGGCCACGCUGAAGUGGUCUCCAGUCCAACGGGAGCUUUCGGCCCGGUGCAGGCGGCAGCGGCGACGGUCCCGUACUCCAUGUCUCACGCGGCCCAGGCGCUAUCUGCAGGUAGAGAUUUCCUCCUUCGCCGAGAUCUGACAGCUCAAAGCGCCAUGCCCGCACUGACCGAGCAGACCUCUGGUUCCGCCUCUCACCACGGAAUGUUUGUCUCGACCACAGGUGGCUACCCCGGACACUAUGGCCAUCUUCACCCGGACGCCGGAGCGCACGCGCUCUUCCCUGGACUACAUCAUGAACAGUCGUCCAACGGAGCUCCGGGUGGCCAAGCCCUGAACGGACAAAUACGGCUAGGCUUACCGGGCGACAUGUACGUCAGGACCGAUCACUUAAGUCAAGUUGCAAGUACCACUAGGUCGGAUCCGUUUUCAACCACCUCGCCUUUGCACGGUCUCAAUCUGAACAUGAACCUUAGCAGCCACCAUCACCACCACCACCAUCACGGACACGGUGCCUUUUUUCGAUAUAUGAGACAACCGAUCAAGCAGGAGCUCAUCUGCAAGUGGUUCGAGCCAGAAAACUCAGCCAAGAAACUCUGCUCCAAAACUUACAGCACCAUGCACGAGCUGGUGACGCAUGUGACCGUCGAGCAUGUCGGAGGACCCGAGCAGGCAAAUCACGUUUGUUUCUGGGAAGAGUGUCCGAGAGAGGGCAAACCAUUUAAAGCCAAAUAUAAGCUUGUCAACCAUAUCAGAGUGCACACCGGAGAGAAACCAUUUCCAUGCCCGUUUCCUGGCUGUGGAAAAGUCUUUGCACGAUCAGAAAACCUUAAGAUUCACAAGAGGACGCACACAGGCGAAAAGCCAUUCAAGUGCGAAUUCGACGGCUGUGACAGACGCUUUGCCAACAGCAGCGACCGGAAGAAGCACUCGCACGUUCACACCAGCGACAAGCCGUACAACUGCAAAGUGCGAGGCUGCGACAAGUCGUACACGCACCCAAGUUCUCUGCGCAAACACAUGAAAGUGCACUGCAAGUCGCCCCCUCCUCCGAGCUCGGGCUACGAAUCCUCCACACCGUCUCUCGUAUCCCCGACGUCUGAUCAGGGUAGAGACGCUCUCCCGGGCUCGCAGGCCGCAAAUCUGAGCGAGUGGUACGUGUGUCAAAGUUCGGGUCAGGGCGGCAUUCAUACUCCGCCCAGCAGCUCGUCCACCCCGGAACCUUCAGAGGCCCUGUCAUUCCAGAACUCCUGA
Trichomycterus rosablanca is the source of this 1614-nucleotide messenger RNA. It is a transcript of the gene zic4, whose product is annotated as zic family member 4. Gene Ontology annotation, cellular component: nucleus. Bases 37 to 1614 code for a protein of 525 amino acids. The record is from RefSeq and is a predicted model, not a curated record. NCBI's taxonomy places the organism in Eukaryota, Metazoa, Chordata, Actinopteri, Siluriformes, Trichomycteridae. Gene Ontology annotation, molecular function: DNA-binding transcription factor activity, RNA polymerase II-specific; RNA polymerase II cis-regulatory region sequence-specific DNA binding. Gene Ontology annotation, biological process: regulation of transcription by RNA polymerase II. The transcript is spliced from 2 exons.